UAGCAUUGAUCCGCGGGAAAUUCAGUACCACUGAAACGACACAUCUGUUUGGAAUAUUUGGAUAUACUAAACACGACCUUUUGGGGUUAAAUAGCGCCACAAGCUUCUCUCCGAGUGGUGCUUGUCAAACACUGUCUGAAAAUGUCCAAGAAGAAGGGACUCAGUUUGGAGGAGAAGAGGACUCGUAUGAUGGAGAUUUUCUUUGAAUCUAAAGACGUGUUCCAGCUUAAAGACAUUGAGAAGAUCGCCCCCAAGUCAAAAGGCAUUGCUCCAAUGACUGUGAAGGAAGUGCUGCAAAGCCUGGUAGAUGACAACAUGGUGGACUGUGAGCGAGUCGGCACAUCCAACUACUACUGGGCUUUUCCAAGUAAGGCCUUACAUGCUCGCAAGCACAAACUGGAGGAGCUGCAGAAACAGGUUUCUGAUGCUAAGCAGCGAAAAGUGUCUCUCGAGGAAGCGGCUGAAAAGGCAAAAGUGGGACGUGAAGAUACAAAAGAAAGAAGCUGUCUCCUGAAGGAGCUGCAGUCUCUGAGAGACGAGCAAAAGCAGCUGCAGGCCGAGCUUGAGAAAUACCGAGAAUGUGACCCUGAGGUCAUCCAAGAAAUUAGAAAGUCAAACGUUGUUGCAAAAGAAGCUGUGUCCAGAUGGACGGACAACGUUUUCGCCAUCAAGUCUUGGACAAAAAAGAAGUUUUCUUUCGACGACAGCCGCAUCGACAAAGCCUUUGGCAUCCCUGAGGACUUUGACUACAUGGACUGAUCAGAACAUCCUACAUUUGGGGGGUGUGGGGGGGAAAGAAGGCCACAGAAAUGUUCUCUUUGUUUAAGCUUCGGUUUCCAGUUGUCUUCUUUUCAAGUUUCUGUUUUGAGCCCUGGAUCUAAGGUCGAUGCACACAGAUUUGGAUUGUUUUACCGCUUCAGGGGGGAUCUUGGUGAGCUCACCAACAUGGGUGGACUUUAUCAGCAGAGACACUGCUUAGGUGCAACUAGAGAAGAAACCAAGCAUUAAGGAGUGGGAGUGGGUGGUGGGGGUUAUCUGAUAAACAGACUUCUUGGACACCUGUUUGGAUGAAAACUGAGACAACCAAGCUGAUGACGGAAGCAAAUCAACACUCGGUGCAUCUGCAUCUCUAAUUGGGGCAUUUAUGUCUGGUAUGUUUUCUCCCACACUUUCCAUCUUUUCUUUUUUCAGUAUAGAGCUGCCUCAUCUGUAAAGCAGUUACAUGGAUGCUUCAGGAAGAAGUUUAGGGGUAAUGUUUGUAAAUAAUUACUACUUCAAAAGCAUUAAAGUUAUUUUUUAUUGCAGAAAAUGUAGUUCUUGUAACAGUUAUUACUGUUUUACUAAGUUUUUUUUUCUUUUCUUUUUUUUUUUACACAUCAGUCUUCUGCUUUAUGUCUGUGCAUACACACUCAUUAAAGCAUGUCUUUCACUGCAGCUGCACACUGACUUUCUGUAUGUACAGAAAAGGGAACUCUGUUGUCUUAAAAUGGACAAAAUGACUGUUGCCCUGUUUCCUCUCUCCGCUUUCUGCUUAAACAAGUUCAAAAUUAGGUAUUUGGUUGUUCUGUGUUUACUCAUCUGACCUAGUUGUACGUGUUGGUUGGCUAAUUUAAAUUUCAAAUGUACCAUUUGUGGGUGUCACAUCAUCAUAUUGCUGCCUCAAGGUUUUUUUUAAUCCCCGCCCCUUAUCUUCUUGCGUUUCCUCUCAAGCAGAAAUGUAAUUUUUUUUAAAUGGUCUAGGGGAGUGACUGUGUUGGUCUACAAUUGCUUUGCAGAGCAACCUGGGUGUAACCCACCUGAUAACAAGUGGGAUAGGCUCUAGCUCCUUCAACUGAUGUAGGAUGUUUUUCUCUUUUUGUAUUUGCAAUCAUACAACUUUAGAUGUGCAGCACUGUCUUUAAUGUGCAAUGAACCACUAAUAUCAAUGCAGCUCAUAGGGGAAGUAAAAAAAAAAAGUUCCAGUUUUAAGAACGCUGACACACCCACAUUUGUGAAAAGUUGCCUCAUGCAGGUACCUACCUGCCCAACCUGUCCCAACCAUGAUUCAUUCAGCUGACAUGCUGCCUGUCAACACCUUCAUUACAGCUGGUAGAGUUUCACUCUCUGGCUUUUGUAGAACAUUUAGAUUCAGCUUUUAAUCUCUACCUUUGUUCCCUGAAGACUUCUAUGGAAAUUACACACCGACAAAAGGAAUAUUAAUUUAAUGCCAUUAUUCUUAAAUAAGAAUGUUCUUAAAAUCAAGUCAGAAAUAACCCAAGGAUACUAGGCACAUCAUAUACUCAAAUUUUUGGUAAUAUGCUGUUGCAAAUAUAUAAAUGGAUAAGUCAUUUUGCCUCAAAUGUGUCUAGUUCUCAGAUGCUACUUUGCAUAAGAAGCAAAUGAACUGCUGUCAAGUUCAGGGUCAGCCAUCAUCUGUACUCAUCCAAAACCUUUGAAGUUUUAUCUUACACAAUGAACGUUAAUAGCUACUGGGAUAAACUAUAUAUACUUCUGCAGUGUAUAUAAAUAUGUUUUGGUGUGAAAGAAAUUCUUGAAAUUCCACUGAAAGAUUUUGGAGAAAGUAUAAAAGUGUGAUGGAUCCAAAAUGCGCCUCAUAUUAGAAAGGCAGAUGC
Molecule: messenger RNA, 2612 nt
Organism: Cyprinodon variegatus (sheepshead minnow)
Lineage: Eukaryota; Metazoa; Chordata; Actinopteri; Cyprinodontiformes; Cyprinodontidae
Gene: mnd1
Product: meiotic nuclear divisions 1
Exons: 8
Coding region: 142-759 (205 amino acids)
Biological process (GO): reciprocal meiotic recombination
Cellular component (GO): nucleus
Molecular function (GO): double-stranded DNA binding
Source: RefSeq, a predicted model, not a curated record